Messenger RNA from Eimeria mitis, 1566 nucleotides. RefSeq lists its product as uncharacterized. The transcript is spliced from 5 exons. NCBI's taxonomy places the organism in Eukaryota, Apicomplexa, Conoidasida, Eucoccidiorida, Eimeriidae. The record is from RefSeq and is a predicted model, not a curated record. Bases 1 to 1566 code for a protein of 521 amino acids.
AUGCGCUCCUCUCAAGCUGCAAACGACAGUCAAAGCAAGGCAAGCAGUCAGACAGAUGACGGGGGGGACCUGCACGACCUCUACAAUGCAGAGAUGGCUGCUCACGGACUAAAAAUGGUCGAUUUCUUGAGCGCCACAUCCCUGCACUCUGAAGACAGCGAUGCGGAAAGAGAUACAACGGGGUGGGAAUUGCGGUACUCCACACCUGAUGUUCUUCCUAGAAGUGCUAAACAGCCAGCUUCCACAGGGGCCAGAUCGGUGGAUUCAGAUACUCAAGAAGAUACGACGCAACGAGCUGAGGAGGACCAGGGCCAAACGGUGGAGUUCGAAGAAGAAGAAGAAGUGCAAAAAGACACGCACACAGACGCAUAUAGACCUUGUGAAGAAGAGCGAGAAGUAUCUUUGAGCCUCUUUCCUGAAGAUCCUCCAAGCACAACGCGCAGAGAACAAGCAGGCAAACAUAUGCUGGACUCGACACGAAUGAGCAGCUACAGCAGCACCCGGCUGGUUUCCAUAGGCAACUGCGAGCUGUCAAGGUCCGUUGCAAACGAAGCUGCAGCAGGCCGCUAUGCUUCUCGCAAGCGUCAGAGAACUGUUAAAGAGGAAGGCCCCGUGGCCCCUGAUGCGUCAUCACGUACAGGGGAACGGGCAACUGAAGAAUGGGCAGAAGCUCCAGAGACCACGUGUGUCCGGAAUAGCACAGCUCAGGUAUUCUUUAGCGAGGUGGAGAACUGCUCGUUCGGGCAGAGUCAAGGCGAAAAGCUGCCCUGUACAGGGAUGUUGCCAGCAAACCGAGCACAACCGCCUGCAGCAGCAGCAGGGGCUGCUGCUGCUGCAGCCGCCGAAGUAAAAGCUGCUGCAGAGCACAAGACACCGUGGGCACGAGUGAAGGAGCCUCUUCAAGUGGAAGCUCGCAACUCGUCUGAAGAUACCGCCACUGUCGAGGCAGACGCGUGGCAUGAGGGCAGCACAGUCCCUGCUCAUGAUGCUGAGAACGAAGCAGACGACCAGGAGAGCAGCAGGGGCGUCUGUGAAGGAGAUUUCUCCGGACCCCUUCACCACUACAGCGUUUCCCUCUCGCCCUGUCGCAGUUCAGAUCCGGCAACCAGUCGCUCAACUGAAGUCUUCGAGACAAUCAGCCGAGCCAUCAGCGGAUGCGCGUACGGCCCUCGACUACAUCUGCUGAUUCUUAGCUGUAUGUUUUUGGCUGCGUGGGCGCUGCUUACGCUAAUAUAUCUGCUGGAGGGAGGCAGAGGCUCUCGGUUUUUCGUUGGAUUGGCGGUGGCGCUCUCGUUUGUCCUCUCACUUUGCACUGGAGCUGUCCAGCUGACGGCUUCUCUCGUCAAGUGGAAAGCACUGAAAUGUUCCCUCGAUAUGGACCUCCGCGAACGCAUCUUUGCUUCGCUGAAAAGGUUGCAACUUGAAGAAGAAGCGGGUGAUCAAUCAAGUGAAGGCAAGAAGGAAUGCGGAAAGCUGUUGCAUCUCCUGUGCAGUUCCUUCGCUGGUGCGCCUGAGGACGGUUUGCACGCGAAAAGCGCCAAAACAGAAGUAGACGGAUAUAGCUAG